AAUUAUUAAUAAUUAACAAAUUUCUUUGAUACCUGAAGGAUGAAUACCUAUCUAUUCAGAAUUGACGAAUCAAACUAUUUUGAGUUGGAUACAAACAUGGAGUUGGUUCCUUGCCCACCAGUGUUCAAAAGACAGGCUAGUCUUCCUAAUCUCUAUGAAUUUUCUGCUGACUACUGUCUGUGAGGAGUGACAGGUACUGAUCCCUCCAGUGAAUUACCUGAUUAUAAAUCCAACAUGCUGGGUGCUGGAAAUAGAACAAUUCUUGCAUAUGACAUAAACCAACCGAGUAUCCAUAAGGAGUCAUUAAUUUCUUAUCAAAAUCCAAGGUCAAUCUCAUCACCUUCUAACUUUUCUACCGGAAUAGUAAAAUCCGAGUUGGUCGAGGAUGGAAGAGUUUUCAAUUGGCCCACUGCAAGGGGUCCAGCUAUAACUACUGAUUCAGAGUUUGCUCCUAAUUUUUAUAACUCUCAUUGAUGUCCUUGUGUUAGACAGAUUGGAAAAUUAGGAAUGCCGAACUUGGCUAAGAAUAGCUGGCUUCAUUCAGACAAUUUUAAAGAACCAAACUGAAUGAAUCAUAAAAUUGGAUCUACACUGAAUUGUAUGAAUAAAAAAGCUUCUGAAAUGACUCCAAGUCCUGGCAAAGCAAAUAAGGAUGGCGGUAUCGAGACGAACAAGAAAUAUGAUGAGCACUUUCCUCGUCAAAAUUUGAAAUCGAGCAGCGAAUCUACUCCCAAAAGAUCUCCCCAUGAUAUGGUCAAUUAUGAAGUCCUGAAGGGACAUAAAUAUGAGAUUCUCCCAAAUCCGAAAAAGGGUAUGAAGAAUGCAAGAAUUUUCGUUUGUAAAUAUGAUAACUGAAACAAGAUAUUCUCAAAGACCUGGAAUCUGGUGUACCACUUCAGAGUGCACACGAAGGAGAAGCCGUUUGUUUGUAAUAAAUGUGGAAAGGGGUUCACUCAGAAAUAUAACCUCGACAGGCACUUGAGCAGACAUGAAAAGAAUGAAAAACUCGGGAAGGUAAUGCACAAGUGCUCAGACUGUUACAGAAGCUAUUCAAACAUCUAUAACCUCCGCACACAUUAUAAGCAAGAGCAUGCUGAUAAGAAGACUGUCUUUAAAACCGGGGAUAAUUGUUCGAAAUCAGGGGAGAAUGGAAAGUUUAAUUAACAUCCGGAAAAAUAAGCAAAAAUUCUAAAUCUACUUAGUAUAAUUGGCCUU
This is a messenger RNA of Moneuplotes crassus, 1215 nucleotides long. The record is from the annotation of a GenBank genome assembly. Lineage: Eukaryota; Ciliophora; Spirotrichea; Euplotida; Euplotidae.